GACAGAACCGGGAGAGAAACGGGAGAGAAACGGGAGAGAAACGGGAGAGAACCGGGACAGAAACGGGACAGAGCGAUGGGCAAGGAGAAGUUGGAGCUCCGCCCCCCCCGUUUGGGGCGGGGCCGGCGCCAGGAGCGCGAGCGGCUGGAGGAGAUGAAGCGGGAGCUGGAACUGGACGAUCACAAGCUGGACGUGAAGGAGCUCGAGCUGAAAUACAACACGAGCGCCACCAAGGGCCUGUCCGAGGCCGAGGCGUCCGAGCGGCUGCUCCGUGACGGCCCCAACGCGCUCCGGCCGCCCCGGGGCACGCCGGGCUGCGUGCGCUUCGGCCGGCAGCUGGCCGGGGGGCUGCAGUGCCUGAUGUGGGUGGCGGCCGCCAUCUGCCUCAUCGCCUACGGCGUGCAGGAGGGCCAGGGCGACCGCGGCAGCUCGGACAACCUGUACCUGGCCGUGGCGCUCAUCGCCGUCGUGGUCGUCACCGGCUGCUUCGGCUACUACCAGGAGUUCAAGAGCACCAACAUCAUCGCCAGCUUCCGCAACCUGGUGCCGCAGCAAGCCACGGUGGUGCGGGCGGGGCAGGUGCUGCAGGUGAACGCGGCCGAGCUCGUGGUCGGGGACCUGGUGGAGAUCAAGGGCGGGGACCGGGUGCCCGCCGACAUCCGCGUGCUGGCGGCGCAGGGCUGCAAGGUGGACAAUUCGUCGCUGACGGGCGAGUCGGAGCCGCAGACGCGCUCGCCCGAGUGCACGCACGACUCGCACCUGGAGACGCGGAACAUCGCCUUCUUCUCCACCAUGUGCCUGGAGGGCACGGCCACGGGGCUGGUGAUCAGCACGGGCGAGCGCACGGUCAUCGGCCGCAUCGCCAGCCUGGCGUCGGGCGUGGAGAACGAGAAGACGCCGAUCGCGGUGGAGAUCGAGCACUUCGUGGACAUCAUCGCCGGCCUGGCCGUGCUCUUCGGCGGCACCUUCUUCGUGGUGGCCAUGCUGAUCGGGUACCCCUUCCUGCGCGCCCUCGUCUUCUUCAUGGCCAUCGUGGUGGCCUACGUGCCCGAGGGGCUGCUGGCCACCGUCACGGUGUGCCUGUCGCUGACGGCCAAGCGCCUGGCGCGCAGGAACUGCGUGGUGAAGAACCUGGAGGCCGUGGAGACCCUGGGCUCCACCUCGGUCAUCUGCUCCGACAAGACGGGGACGCUGACCCAGAACCGCAUGGCCGUGGCCCACCUGUGGUUCGACGGGCAGGUGCACGCGGCCGACACCACCGAGGACCUCUCGGGUGAGGCCUUUGACCAGAGCUCCCCGUCCUGGUCCCUGCUCAGCCGCGUGAUCUCGCUCUGCAACCGCGCCCAGUUCAAACCCGGCCAGGACGACGUGCCCGUGGCGCAGCGUGACGUCAUCGGGGACGCCUCGGAGUCGGCGCUGCUGAAAUUCGCGGAGGCGACGUCGGGGCCGGUGGCGGCCGCCAGGGGGCGCUUCCCGAAGGUGGCCGAGCUGCCCUUCAACUCCAGCAACAAAUUCCAGGUGUCCGUGCACGACGCAGGCUCCCAGCAGCUCCUGGUGCUCAAGGGCGCCCCCGAGCGGGUCCUCGAGCGCUGCUCGGGGGCGCUGCAGGCGGGGGAGGAGCGGCCGCUCGACGCCGAGUGGAGGCGGAGCCUGGAGGGGGCGUGUCUGGACCUGGGGGGGCGGGGCGAGAGGGUGCUCGGUUUCUGCGCCCGCUGGCUCCCGGCGGGCACCGUCCCCGCGGGCACGCCCCCCGAGCACCUGGCGCAGGUGGCAUCGGGGCUCUGCUUCGCCGGCCUCGUGUCCCUCAUCGACCCCCCCCGCGCCACCGUGCCCCAGGCCGUGCGCAAGUGCCGGACGGCCGGGAUACGGGUGAUCAUGGUGACAGGUGACCACCCGGUGACGGCCAAGGCCAUCGCGGCGCAGGUGGGCAUCAUCUCCGAGGGCAGCGAGACCCCCGAGGACGUGGCCGAGCGCCUGCACCUGCCCCUGGAGCAGGUACGGCCCAGCCAGGCCCGUGCCCGCGUCGUCACCGGCUCCGAGCUGGCCGCGCUGCCGCCGGGCGCGCUCGAGGAGCUGCUCCGCGCCCACCCCGAGAUGGUUUUCGCCCGCACGUCGCCCCAGCAGAAGCUGGUCAUCGUGGAGAGCUGCCAGCGCCUGGGCGCCAUCGUGGCGGUGACGGGCGACGGCGUGAACGACUCGCCGGCGCUGAAGAAGGCCGACAUCGGCGUGGCCAUGGGCAUCGCCGGCUCCGACGCCGCCAAGAACGCGGCCGACAUGAUCCUGCUCGACGACAACUUCGCCUCCAUCGUCACGGGCGUGGAGCAAGGCCGGCUCAUCUUUGACAACCUCAAGAAGUCCAUCGCCUACACGCUGACCAAGAACAUUCCGGAGCUGACGCCGUACCUGAUCUACAUCACAGCCAGCGUGCCCCUCCCGCUGGGCUGCAUCACCAUCCUCUUCAUCGAGCUCUGCACCGACAUCUUCCCCUCGGUGUCCCUGGCCUACGAGCGCGCCGAGAGCGACAUCAUGCACCUGCGGCCCCGCAACCCCCGGCGCGACCGCCUGGUCAACGAGCCCCUGGCGGCCUACUCGUACUUCCAGAUAGGUGCCAUCCAGUCCUUCGCGGGUUUCACCGAUUACUUCGUGGCCAUGGCCCAGGAGGGCUGGUGGCCGUACCUGGUGCUGGGGCUCCGCCCGCGCUGGGAGGACGCGCACGAGCAGGAGCUGCAGGACAGCUACGGGCAGCAGUGGCAAGCGGCGGUAACCAGGUCCAGGUACACCUGCUACACCGUGUUCUUCAUCAGCAUCGAGAUGUGCCAGAUCGCCGACGUGCUGAUCCGCAAGACGCGGCGGCUGUCGCUGUUCCAGCAGGGGCUCUUCAGGAACCGGACCCUGCUGGUGGCCAUCGUGUUCCAGGUGUGCAUCGGCUGCUUCCUCUGCUACUGCCCCGGCAUGCCCAACGUGUUCAACUUCAUGCCCAUCAGGUUCCAGUGGUGGUUGGUGCCGAUGCCCUUCGGGCUCCUCAUCCUCGUCUACGACGAAAUCCGGAAACUCGGAGUGCGGAGACACCCGGGCAGUUGGUGGGAUCGAGAACUUUACUACUGAGAACACCUGGGCACACCUGGAACCCACCCUUGGGCACCUGGGACCCACCUGGACACACCUGGGCACACCUGGGACCCUCCCUGGACACCUGGAACUCACCUGGGACCCUCCUUCGAUACCUGAGACACACCCGGGACCCACCCUUGGGCACCUGGGACCCACCUGGACAUACCUGGGCACACCUGGAACCUUUCCUGAACAUCUGGGGCUCACCUGCAACACCUGGAACCCACCUGGGACUCACCUGGGACCCUCCCUGAACCCCUGAAACCCACCUGGGCACACCUGGGACCUUCCUGGGCACACCUGGAACCCAUCGGGAACCCUCCCUGAAUCCCUGAAACCCAUCUGGACACACCUGGGCACACCUGGACCCCCUUUGGACACCUGGAGCUCACCUGGGACCCAUCUGGAACAUCUGGAACCCA
Molecule: messenger RNA, 3533 nt
Organism: Melospiza melodia melodia
Lineage: Eukaryota; Metazoa; Chordata; Aves; Passeriformes; Passerellidae
Gene: ATP4A
Product: ATPase H+/K+ transporting subunit alpha
Biological process (GO): intracellular potassium ion homeostasis; intracellular sodium ion homeostasis; potassium ion import across plasma membrane
Cellular component (GO): plasma membrane
Molecular function (GO): ATP binding; P-type sodium:potassium-exchanging transporter activity; ATP hydrolysis activity
Source: RefSeq, a predicted model, not a curated record